AUGCCGCCCGCAAACUCUCCUACUGAUACACGUCCGUCAACUCCUCCCGGACGCCCCAUUCGUUUACCUCUCGAACCCGCGACAAUCCACGACCCUUAUUUGCGUCAGAUUACUGAAUCCAUCUCCACAGCUGUUCCUGAUUUCGCUUCCACACUGAAUAUUGCACAGUCAACCACAGAAGGCGAAGCCCAAAGAAGUCGGAGCAGCCAUUCCGCUGGCAGCACUCCUAUCCUCUCCAGACGUAUCCGAGACACCCCACGCCCAUGGCAGACUGAACCACGCACUGAGGAGAACGAAGAUCAUCGGGACUUGAGACAGAUCGGAGAAGAUAUCUGGGCAAGACCAAGAUACUUGACAGAGCAAGAAUUCCUCAAUAGGCCUUCUGAGACCACUGAUCAGACCAACAUGCAGAAUCACGCACCGGCGAGACGGAUCUACGUAGGGAACACUCGCACAUCAACGACGGACAACCUUGUUGAUUCAACCCACGGUCAGGCCUUUCGAGAUUUCUCAUCUAGCGAUGAUAGUGACGACGAUCUGGAUCGACUCAGCACGGCCGCUCAGCAUAAUGAUAUCGGCGGCGCACGACGAGAUCUUCAACGUUUGGAGAGAGCCUUGCAGAGUUACCGAUCGGCUAGGAAUGGUCUGAUCAGGACAGGUAGAAUCACGGAACUGGGCGCGGUACCAACUGCCAGUGCCUUGAGAGCGUACUGGCAAGAUAAUCCGGCCAGGGAGUCCACUGCUCGGUCCUCGGCAGUUAACAUACUGCAAAACCAAGAUCGAAUGUCGGCCCGACAAUGGCGAAGUGUUGAACUACGCCGAUUGCACAACGAAGCUAACUCCACGCCUGGCGGCGCCCGAAGAAAACGGGAUGGAGCAGGGAGCUCAGCGGCUGUUGAGCGAGUGAAGAACUCCAUCCGAUAUCUAUCCCAACUUCGGCAUACUGACGCCGUGGGCGGACUUGAACUGGCCAGAUGCCUAGAUCUCGACUCAUUAUAUCAGUUCGAAGAAUCAAACAUGCCAAGCGACCUCCCCAUGCAUGUUGAUAAUCUGCCCGUGCCACAAUACAGCUCGUGGUUGGUGCCAGGAAUGGUCUGGCAUGGUCUACAGUCAACUGAGCGUGAGCCUUCGCAAAGCACAGUCGCUUGGGCGUCUCAAACUCGUCGUGAUACACAACGAGAUAUUUUUCAGCGGAGUAUAACACGGAGACGGGAACUGAUGCGCGGAACUUUUCAGGAAGCAGUGGAAGGAUUGUCUGGAUCCUUAAUAGAUGCUGAACGCUACUUAUCUGAUCUCCUGCAGGAUAGCAACGGCAGAUGGGGCUUUGCUCGAGAAGCACCGCCACCUCGACGUACCUCGCAAUCGCCCCAUCCUGUUGAAUCAGAUCAUUGGCCUGUCAAAGUGACAAUCCAUUCGGUUGACUACGACUCCAUGACUUUGUCUGGCACUAUGUCAGCGAGUCACAUGCCGGAGAGGAUCUCGCCUACACGCCUCUCAACAAUCGAGCAGCCGGCCUCUACUACGAGUAUGUCUUCUUACUUCACUGGCGAGAUUCUCGACUUCAGAAAGCAAACUCUCGAAACCGAACCUCAAGGUAGAGACUACCGAGUGGGCGGUCUUGAUAUAGAUGCAAGCUAUUGGGCCCGAUUAGGUCCAUUCCGGCAAGAGAUAGAGAAAGUCAGGAAUCUACGUGGCAAAGCCAGGGUGGAGUAUCAGCAAGAUAGUCGUCUGUGGAAUGCAUACCGAAAAUCUACGAGGGAUGACGGCGAUUAUAAGGAGCAACCUGCAAUUCCUGGAAUAGCGGGCAUGGAGAUUGAAACGAACGAAAACGAAGAGUUGAGCAAUUCUCGGAACUCGUCUUCUCACCGAACAGAAGAAAGCCGCCAGAUCGAGGACGAUGAAAUCAUGGCUCGCUGCCUAGGAAGUGCCAAAUGGCUCGAUGGAAAAUUGGGCCAAGAGUGGAUUUUGAUGAGAUGGAAGGAGCGUUGUUUUGUCGACUCAGGCGCCCAGUCGUCCAGCUCUAACCAGACAAGGACAAUCUUUACGGCAUCAGGGUCAUCCUCAUCCUCGCAGUAUACUGCGCGACCAUCUGAACCGGGAGCGGGUACAUCCUGGGGCCUGACAAUUUCAGGAUUUUAUUACAUCGCUCUCAACAGACUCACAGGCGAGGUGGAUGGCCUGUACUAUGAUCCUGGAUCUCAGCCCUACCAGGCUCUGAGAAUGGUGCCUGAAGGCAUGCCAUUAUCGAACAUAAUAUCAGACAAAACAGCCAAGUCCGGAAUUGACUCGGUGGGGGAACGCAAAACCUAUACUUGCGGGUGCAGUGACUCUGCCUGCAAAGAAAAGGUGGGCGUGAAACGAUGGUUUCCUUCUAUGGAGUUCAGAUGA
Messenger RNA from Exophiala oligosperma, 2388 nucleotides. RefSeq lists its product as uncharacterized. Gene Ontology annotation, cellular component: GID complex; extrinsic component of membrane. The transcript has 2 exons. NCBI's taxonomy places the organism in Eukaryota, Fungi, Ascomycota, Eurotiomycetes, Chaetothyriales, Herpotrichiellaceae. The coding region runs from base 1 to 2388 and encodes 795 amino acids. The record is from RefSeq and is a predicted model, not a curated record. Gene Ontology annotation, biological process: protein targeting to vacuole; protein catabolic process in the vacuole; proteasome-mediated ubiquitin-dependent protein catabolic process.